GAGUAUAUAAAAAAGGUGCAGUAUUUUUUUUCUUCUUGUCUUUCUUCACUUUUCAACCUUCAACGUACCUCUACUUGCUUUAUAAAAAGUUACUGUUUCAGUAUUUUUCGUUGCUCUUCUUUUGUUUCCCAGCAAAGACUGUUAUUCGUGGGUCAAGACCUACAUGCGUGGUGGUAUACACUACGCAUGCCUAGCGUGGUCUCUUCCUUUAGUGAUUUAUGCCAAGGGCCACUACACAGUAACGCAAGUGGGUGGAAUGUUUGCCAGACCCUCGCGGAGGCACACGCACGCACGAGCACCCGAGAACAUGACCGUGUUUAUGCACUUGCAAGCAUCUAUCCUGACAUUAUCAAUGCUAUUACGAUCGAUUACAAGCAGUCCUUGCACGAUUUGAUGAUCCAGUUCUAUGGCCUUUUGGCGAAAUCAGAUCUGUCCAUUCUCUGCUUUGAAGGCAUGUACGGAGAUAAUGACAUGCAAAAGUAUAACCUACCAUCAUGGACUGGUGCUACCGAGCAACAUCGGACGGGCUAUACGCUCGAUCCGAGCACUCGCGUUCAAGUGGACAUUGACGGCAGAUUCAUGCAUGUGACAUGCGCGGGUAUUCCUAGCAACAGAAAACCAGCAGUAGAAGACGACCCGAGUCAUUGGACGUUCGACGAUAUACCACCUAGACCCGAGGGUCCUCAUCGCCGCCUUAAAAAAGAGAACCUCUUUUGGCAGCACCAGAAUUCAGACAACGCGUCGUCAUGGUUUGAUUUUGACCUUACAAAUAAUGAAAAUAUGAAUGAUGCUACUACUGCUAACAUCAAAGAAGGAGAACACGUGAUGCUUUCCGGGAUCCCAUUUACCUUGAAUCCUGAAUACUUUUUCGCUGAUUACACUGCACCCGCUCCUGAAACUUUUACCAUCCAAUAA
Molecule: messenger RNA, 915 nt
Organism: Zychaea mexicana
Lineage: Eukaryota; Fungi; Mucoromycota; Mucoromycetes; Mucorales; Lichtheimiaceae
Exons: 3
Coding region: 187-915 (242 amino acids)
Source: RefSeq, a predicted model, not a curated record